AUGGAGAGGGUUAAUCAAUGUUUUCGAAAUGCGUGCCAAAGUUCUAAUAUCCCUGGAUGUCUGGCAUUCAUUGAUUGUGGACAUAGCCAUGUUGGGGACAAUCAGCUUGGCUUAUCAUCAAACCAGUGGAACAACAAUGCAGAUGCUAUUGCAUGUUGGAAUUCCUCUUCCACAGGUUCUUUUGCUUAUGGGAUUUAUAACAAUGCUGUUCCUCUUACUACACAAACAGACAUCGUCACCAAAUACAUAUAUGCUCUAUUUUGGGGGUUACAGCAAAUCAGUACUCUGGCCGGUAACCAAACACCAAGCGACUUUGUGUAUGAAACCCUUUUUACUAUAGCCAUCAUAGGAAUGGGACUUUUGCUUUUUGCGCUUCUCAUUGGAAACAUUCAGAACUUUCUUCAAGGUCUUGGACGGAGGAGGCUAGAAAUGCAACUUAGAUGCGGUGAUGUUGAGCAAUGGAUGAGUCAUAGGCGCUUACCAGAAUACCUCAGAAGGAGAGUACGAGAGGCUGAACGAUAUAGUUGGACUGCAACAAGAGGGGUGAAUGAAGCAACACUAAUGGAGAACUUUCUAGAAGACCUCCAAAUGGAUAUAAGACGCCAUCUCUUCAAAUUUGUUAAGAAAGUUCGAAUAUUUGCUCUGAUGGAUGAACCUGUCUUAGAUGCCAUUUGUGCGAGACUGAGACAAGCUACUUACAUUAAAGGAAGUAGAAUUUUGAGUCAAGGUAGUGUGGUAGAGAAGAUGGUAUUCGUGGUGCGUGGCAAAUUGGAGAGCAUUGGAGAAGAUGGUAUUAGAAUUCCUUUAUCUGAAGGAGAUGUUUGUGGUGAAGAACUUCUGACAUGGUAUCUUGAGCAUUCUUCUGUCAGCGCAGGUAUGAAUCACCUUAUUGGAGAUCCUUUGCAGCAAUCCGACCCACGCGCAAGUAAUGUACUUUCUUUUCACUGUUAUUUCCUCGAAGACGAAGACGAAGAAGAAGACUCCCUCAUGAACCCUUCACACUCUUUUCUUAUAUAUGUCUUGGUUUACUUUCAAUAUCUGCACUCUGAAACUAUAAACAAUUUGUGGUGGUUCCUUCUCACAGGUCACAUCUCUUACCCCUCUUUCUAUAACACCCUUGCUUUACCUGGAAACCUUUUUCAGGAAAAUAUGGAGGCACCACCACAGUCCCAAACACCAGAAAAUGAUUUUCUCAACAACUAUGAUAGCAACAAUAAAUAUUUAGUUAAGUCUGGAUCACUGGGAAUGUGUCAUGAUGCAUAUUGUUUAACUUGCCCAAUUUACCUCCAGGCUACCCUGCAAAGGAAUUCAAACCCUUCGGAUAUGUUCAAUGAUAAGUUUCCCAAUACCCUUCAUGGGGAUGCCAGCAGGAGUAGGGCAAAAAGGCUCCUUUUGUUCAUUAAAAAUCUUCCAAUUAUGAAUCCACAUAAUAAACAGGUUCAACGAUGGAAUAAGUUUUUUUAUAUCUGUUGCUUGGUGACAGUUUUUGUGGGUCCAUCAUAUGUCUUCAUGCUCUAUUUGCAGAAGGAAAAUAUGUGUAUUUCUGCGGACCUAACUGAUUCUCUGCUUUCUGAAACAAUUUGGAGGUUGAAUACUGCCAUGCAGUGGGUAAACAUUGUUUUGCAGUUUAGGAUGGCCUACGUUUCUCAUGAGUCAUCUUCACGAGCUGCACAUUUAAUUGACCAUCCCAAGAAAACUGCGCUUAAGUAUCUGCAGACUUAUUUUUUAAUCGACUUAUGCAUUGCGGGUUCCCUCCCUGACUUAUUGCUAGGACCACUUUAUGACCUGGGAUUUUUUGAAGAAACUAGCAUCAUAUUUGAUCGGGGAAUAGAAAUCUUUACGAUGUAUUUUCUGAGAUUAGUCAGGUUGCUGCGAAUUCGAUGGUUUACAAGGGAAACGUCAACCCCGGCUAAAAUCUUUAAAAAUCUUCUCAUCGUUGUGCCAUUCGGCUAUGUUGUUGGUUCCAUCUGGUAUGUAUUUGGUAUAGAGAGAGUUAAUGAAUGCUUGCUAAAUGCCUGCAACAAUAUCAAUUCCAUUAAAACUACAUGCUUAGCAUUUACUUAUUGUAGCAGUAGCGAUGCACCUGGCCUCUGGAAAGAUAAUGAAAAUGUCACUGCUUGUUUGAGUUCCUCUUCCGCUAGUCACUAUGGGAUCUUUCAAGAUAUUGUACCACUUUCUACUGAAACUAGUCUCACAAAAAAAAUUUCAUUUUCAAUGUUUUGGGGCUUCAAGCAAAUCAUUACUCUAGCAGAUAAUCUAACUCCAAGCUCAAAAUUUCCGUUGGAAGUGUAUUUUACAAUGGCCAUCAUGGGAUUGGGACUUUGCUUUUUUACACUUCUCGUUACAAACAUACAGAACCUUCUUCAGGCCGUUCAAAGCAGGAAGACAGAAAUGGAAUUUAGAGAUCGUGAUGUCGAGCAAUGGAUGAACCGUCUUAGAUUACCAGAAGAUUUAAGAAGGAGAAUACGAAUAUUUAUACGGUUUGAUUUGCCAGCAACAAGGGGUGUCAAUGAAGAAACGAUUCUGGAGACUUUGCCAGAUGAUAUCCAGACAGACAUAAGACGCCAUAUCUUCAAAUUUUUGAAGAAAGUUCAAAUAUUUAGCCUGAUGAAUGAGGCAAUGUUAGGUGCCAUUUGUGAGAGACUAAAACUAAAGAGAUACAUGAUGGGAAGUAAAAUUUUGAGUGAGAGGGGUUUUGUAGAGAAGAUGAUCUUUGUUGUGUGUGGGACGUUAGAGAGCGUUGCAGCAGAUGAAACUAGAAUUCUAUCGGUUGGUGAUGCUUGUGGACUAGAACUUCUCGCGUCGUAUCUUGACCCUGAUUCUGUCAGGACAGAUUGUGAAAAGUUAAGCAACAGUUCAAUAAGGUGCUUAACAAAUGUAGAGGCCUUUACGCUUGGGCGUGCAGACCUUGAGGAUGUCUUUAGUCUUUUCUCAAGAUUCUUGCAGAACCCUCGUGUUCAAGGAGCAAUAAGGUAUCAAUUGCCUCAUCGGAGAUUACAUGCAGCUAAACGGAUUCAGUCUGCAUGGAGAAACAGGAGGAGAAGAAGCUCUGUUGAAACAGAUAGCAUUAGCAUUCAAAUUGAAAGAAACUCUGAGGGUUCAUCAUGAAUUUGAUUGAUAGGACCUACUCCAUGUUAGCCAGAGAAUAAAUUUGGAAUUCUUUGGAUUUAGAUUUUCUAUCUAUUGUUAGGUUUCUCUGUGUUGUUCAUCUGAUGCGUCUUCAAAAGAUUUUGAAAUCAGUAUAUUUAUUUUAUUUA
Messenger RNA from Vigna unguiculata (cowpea), 3257 nucleotides. RefSeq names its product putative cyclic nucleotide-gated ion channel 20, chloroplastic. The record is from RefSeq and is a predicted model, not a curated record. Lineage: Eukaryota; Viridiplantae; Streptophyta; Magnoliopsida; Fabales; Fabaceae.